AUGUCUGCCGAAGAGGAUCUCAUCGACUACUCCGAUGAAGAGCUUCAGACCACAGAGGCCCCUGCCACCAAUGGCGCGGCUAAGAAAUCUGCGGCGACAGCUACUGUCGGCGACAAGACCAAGGGCAGUUAUGCAGGCGCCCACUCGUCCAGCUUCCGCGAUUUCCUGCUCAAGCCCGAAUUGAUUCGAGCCAUUACCGAUUGCGGUUUCGAGCAUCCUUCGGAGGUCCAGCAGAACUGCAUUCCGCAGGCCCUCCUCGGCGUCGACGUGCUCUGCCAAGCCAAAUCUGGUCUCGGUAAGACGGCCGUCUUCGUCCUCACAACCCUCAACCAGCUGGAGCCCGUCGAUGGUGAAUGCUCGGUCCUAGUCAUGUGCCACACCCGCGAGUUGGCCUAUCAGAUCAAGAAUGAGUACGCUCGCUUCAGCAAGUAUCUGCCCAACGUCAAGACAGGUGUCUUCUACGGCGGAACUCCAAUCCAGAAGGAUAUCGAAAUCAUCAAGAACAAGGAGACUUGCCCCAACAUCAUCGUCGGCACCCCCGGGCGUCUCAAUGCUCUUGUUCGCGACAAGAUCCUAUCACUCCGCAAUGUCAAGUCUUUCGUCCUUGAUGAGUGCGACAAGAUGUUGGACCAGAUUGACAUGCGUCGUGACGUCCAAGAGAUCUUCCGUGCCACUCCAACCGAGAAGCAGGUGAUGAUGUUCAGCGCCACUCUCUCUCAAGACAUCCGACCUAUCUGCAAGAAAUUCAUGCGCAACCCCCUGGAGAUCUACGUCGAUGACGAGACCAAGCUCACCCUGCACGGUCUCCAACAGUAUGCUAUCAAGCUUGAGGAGUCGGAGAAAAACCGCAAGUUGAACGAUCUCCUCGACUCGCUUGAGUUCAACCAGGUCAUCAUCUUCGUGAAGAGUACUCUCCGUGCCACCGAACUUGACAAGCUCCUGCGCGAGUGCAAUUUCCCCAGCGUUGCUGUCCACUCCGGUGUUAGCCAGGAAGAACGUAUCAAGCGCUACAAAGAGUUCAAGGAGUUCAACAAACGCAUCUGUGUGGCCACUGACGUUUUUGGUCGCGGCAUUGAUAUCGAGCGUAUCAACCUCGCCAUCAACUACGAUCUUCCUGCUGAUGCUGACUCAUACCUGCACCGUGUCGGUCGUGCCGGUCGUUUCGGUACCAAGGGUCUUUCCAUCUCGUUUGUAAGCACUGAGCAGGACGAGGAAGUGCUUAAGCAGAUUGAGAAGCGGUUCGAUGCCAAGGUUCCCGACUAUCCCAAGGAAGGCGUGGACAGCUCGACCUACAUGGCAUCCUAG
Cyphellophora europaea CBS 101466 is the source of this 1305-nucleotide messenger RNA. RefSeq names its product ATP-dependent RNA helicase sub2. Gene Ontology annotation, biological process: mRNA splicing, via spliceosome; mRNA export from nucleus. The record is from RefSeq and is a predicted model, not a curated record. Gene Ontology annotation, molecular function: ATP binding; RNA helicase activity; RNA binding. The coding region runs from base 1 to 1305 and encodes 434 amino acids. NCBI's taxonomy places the organism in Eukaryota, Fungi, Ascomycota, Eurotiomycetes, Chaetothyriales, Cyphellophoraceae. The transcript is spliced from 4 exons.